AUGAAUUAUCUUACGUUCCUCUUGGCAGUUCUUCAUGCACACAGAGCUCUAUGCCAAGAAAUGCUUUGGGAUACAACUGUUAAACUUGCUGAGAAUAUGACACUAGAGUGUAUCUACCCAUCCAUGGACAGCUUAACCCAGAUGGAGUGGUUCAAGAUCAACACAACCAAUAAAGAAUCCAUAGCCAUCUUUAACCCGGUUCAUGGUGUGGUCAUUAGGGAACUGUAUGCUGACAGGGUGUCCUUUUUGAAUUCAACUGCAUCUCCCAAUGAUAUGACCCUGUACUUUCAUAAUACCUAUAGAGCUGAUGUUGGCUUCUAUUGCUGCUCUCUUCACACUUUCCCUUAUGGACACUGGGAGAAGAUUAUCCAGGUGGUUUCAAUAGAUGGCUUUGAGAUAGUGGAGUCACCCAAUAGCCAUGUGGUUUCGGCACCUGGAAAAAAUGUCACACUCUCCUGUCUUCUGCCAGAGAAGAGGCCAAUAGAAAAGGUUACCUGGGAAAAGAUACAACCUCAUCAGAUCGACCUCCUGACAAGCUGUAACCUAUCCCAAGGGCGAAAUUAUGUUUCUAAGUACCCUAGAGAGCUCUGGAGUCCCUGCAGUACAGGCAUGCAGAAGAGCUCCAUUGUCUUGCCCCAUGUUCUGACCUCUGACUCUGGACUUUACCAGUGUGAAUUCCAGGCCUUCGAAGCAGAAAAUGCAACCUGUGUGAUUAGACUGACGGUCAUCUCUGGUAACAAUGAUAGCCUAUAUAUCCUCUUCAUUGCUGGAGGGACAGUUAUAUUGUUGGUGCUGAUUAUCCUAAUUUCAUUGGUCAUUGUUCUUUCCUUUAAUAGAAGGCAACGGCAAAAGAAAAUUCUAUUUGAGAAGUCCUGGGAAACUCAGAAUAAGGCAACCAAUAACUACCGAAGUCCUGCAACACCCAAUCAACUGCUGGAUGGUGCAAAAGAGGAUAUUUAUGUCAACUACCCAAACUUCUCGCGUAGACCAAAGACUAGAGUUUAA
Messenger RNA from Suncus etruscus (white-toothed pygmy shrew), 1005 nucleotides. It is a transcript of the gene CD226, whose product is annotated as CD226 molecule. Gene Ontology annotation, cellular component: external side of plasma membrane. Gene Ontology annotation, biological process: positive regulation of Fc receptor mediated stimulatory signaling pathway; positive regulation of natural killer cell mediated cytotoxicity directed against tumor cell target; positive regulation of mast cell activation. The record is from RefSeq and is a predicted model, not a curated record. Bases 1 to 1005 code for a protein of 334 amino acids. NCBI's taxonomy places the organism in Eukaryota, Metazoa, Chordata, Mammalia, Eulipotyphla, Soricidae. The transcript is spliced from 6 exons.